CUACAAUGAAUUUGAUGAUGGGUAUCAAAGGAUUACAUCUUUAUUUUGUCUAAAAGGUGCCAACCUCACCAGAGUUCACUUCCUCCUGAAAGCUUGAACUGCCUUCUACAGACAUGAAGUGAGAAAUACAAUGUAAACCCCUUGUGUAUGUCAAAGAGGACAUAUGUACCAGUAGUCUCAGCCACCGACCCAAAUGAAGAAAAAAUACAAACCAGUAACAUUGACUGUACAUCAUUUGAAGGGCUGCUUUCCACAGGACACAUGCUAGAUUGAUUGAAGUUUUUAUCACAUGUGUAUGCCUGUUCAGACAGCCAAUAAUAUCACUCAGUUCAGAGUUUCCACCUACUUCAUAAUGAUUACCCAAUGAGUGUCAUCAUAUAAAAGGUGCACUGUUGUCAGACCCAAACACUGUACAGUUCAGAAAGGAAAUGAUGAUUAUAUAUUGGACAAUCUUUUUGUUUUACGCCAAUUUGGGUUGUGCACUUAACAAGGAUGUAAUCCAACCAGACCCUUUGAUAGUUACACAACUGGGACAAAGUGUAUCUCUCACUUGCUUUUGUCGAUCUAAUUUGAUGGUCAGAGUCUCUUGGUUCAAGCAAACUGUUGGACAGAAGCCUCUUCUCAUGGCAUCAUCAUAUUAUCGCACUAAAAAUAGUUUUUAUUCCAACAACUUUAACAAGGACUUUAAUGAGACCAAACGUCUGAGUGUGAAGAGAGGUGUUGACAGCUGUAACCUGACCAUCUCCAAGACAGAGUCAGGGGACUCAGCUACAUACUACUGUGGUGCUAUGGAAGAGGGCGAACUCAAAUUUGGAGAAGGAACUGUUUUAAUUGUCAAAGAGUCCAACAGCAUGUCUGUUCUCCAGCAGCCUGUGUCUGAGUCAGUCCAGCCAGGAGACUCUGUGACUCUGAACUGUACAAUACACACUGAGACCUGUGCAGGAGAACACAGUGUCUAUUGGUUCAGACAUGGCUCAGGAGAAUCCCGUCCAGGAAUCAUUUACAACAAUGGAGACAGGAGAGAUAAGUGUGAGAAGAGCCCUGAGGCUGGGUCAACUACACAGAGCUGUGUCUACAACCUCCCCAAGAGGAACCUCAGCCUCUCUGAUGCUGGGACUUACUACUGUGCGGUGGCCUCAUGUGGGGAGAUACUGUUUGGGAAUGGGACCAAGCUGAAAUAUGAUUGUAAGGAGGACCAUGUUCUCUUGGUGUACUGUCUGGGUGUAACGUUGGCUCUUUGUGUCAUCCUCGUCAUUGUCCUUGGUUGUGUUAUGUGUAAGAUGAACAAGAAAACCUCUCUGCUGUGCAGCGGAACGCAUCCUCAGUCAGGUAGUCCGGCAGUCCCCAGUUCUCAUAACCAGGAUCAAGAACAUGAUGACACACUCACAUCGGUCCAUUACGCUGCUCUGAAUAUCAUCCACAAGAAGCCAAAGACCCAGAGACAGAGUAUCGCCAUGGAGAGAGACACGGAGUACUCUGGGGUGAGGUGCCAAAACAUGGACUGAAACAUAGAUUUACCUCCUUUAAGACUUGCAUUGCUUUUCUGUUACACUGUGUGUUUUUAUCAUUAUAAUUGUGUUACAAUUGCUUGUAUUCUGUCAAACUCCUUUUUACAUUACUGUUGUGCAUUUUAGAUCAAAUAAAACAUGAAUUCACUGUAAUUUAGAUGUAUUGUUUGAUUUUCUCUCAUAUUCUUCAAGUUAAAUUGGGAAGUUUGCAGGUACAUUGCAUCCUGAUUACAUGAUGUUUAUAAUAGCAUGCGUAGAGUACAUUCUACUGACUAAAACUUUCAGUUGUCUCAAACUCUCUUUUUAAGCUGUAUUCUGCAUCACAUCUCUGUGGUGUUCUAACAGUCCUAAAUAGAUUUUCCACUCAGUUUAACUCAUCUCAAACCAAAACCCCAGUAAUGACCAUCAGUCCUCACCACACACUGUCUUCACACACCUCAGUGCAUCAAAACCACAAACAUCCAUGUCACUAAGAGCACAACUCACUCUCUUCAUGAGAAAAACCUGAAUUAAAAAUUAACUUCUUAGCUGAGUAUAUUUUGAAGAGAGCUGAUAGUGUCGAAAAUAUAAUCCAAAUAUGACAAUGUACGCAUAGUAAUUGAGAAGUUUUGACAAACAAUACAAAAUGUGAAUAUGCAUAUGUGCAGGUUGAAGUACUGCACUUCAUUUCUCUUUGAGGUACGUGGAAGUCCCCAUAACUACCUGAACAGUAGAGUUGGCAGCAACUUUUAGAAUUGUCCAAAUGUUCAAAUUGUUCACUAAGAAUCGUUGAAAACGUACUUUCCUGUGAUAGAUCAUGUGUGUAGUCAUAAUAUCUGUCAAUAAAGGCCCAACAAAGACAA
Molecule: messenger RNA, 2350 nt
Organism: Salvelinus fontinalis (brook trout)
Lineage: Eukaryota; Metazoa; Chordata; Actinopteri; Salmoniformes; Salmonidae
Exons: 6
Coding region: 429-1505 (358 amino acids)
Biological process (GO): response to bacterium
Source: RefSeq, a predicted model, not a curated record